Messenger RNA from Jaculus jaculus (lesser Egyptian jerboa), 1083 nucleotides. It is a transcript of the gene Pstk, whose product is annotated as phosphoseryl-tRNA kinase. The transcript has 6 exons. Gene Ontology annotation, molecular function: tRNA binding; kinase activity. NCBI's taxonomy places the organism in Eukaryota, Metazoa, Chordata, Mammalia, Rodentia, Dipodidae. The record is from RefSeq and is a predicted model, not a curated record. Bases 1 to 1065 code for a protein of 354 amino acids.
AUGAAGACGGCCGCCGGCGCCGGGGAGGCCGGCCGGGCGGGAGCCGGGCAGCUGGGGCUCUGCGUCCUCUGCGGCUUGCCGGCGGCGGGGAAGUCCACGCUGGCGCGUGCGCUCGGCCGCCGGCUGCGGCGGGAGCGGGGCUGGGCGGUGGGCGUCCUCCCGUACGACGACGUCCUGCCGGGCGCGCUCCCGGACGGCGCGGGCGCGCGGCCGCCGCCAUCCCAAUGGAAAAUGCUUCGACAGGAACUGUUAAAGUACCUGGAAUGCUUCUUGAUGGCUGUCAUUAGUGGGGGUCACAUAUCUGCCCCACCCAACAGGACUGAAGCCAUGUGGGAAGAUUUCCUGACCUGCUUAAGGAAGCAAGAUCUGAUACUCUCUACUGCACUUGAGGCUCAGGUGGCAAAAACUGAUGCAUCUAGACCUUUGGUUUUGGUUUUAGAUGACAACUUCUAUUAUCAAAGUAUGAGAUAUGAAGUCUACCAGCUGGCUCGGAAAUAUUCAUUAGGCUUUUGCCAGCUUUUUCUAGAUUGUCCCUUGGAGACCUGUUUGCAGAGGAACAGCCAGAGACCGCAGGCACUGCCUAACGAGACUAUCUACCUGAUGGAGAGAAAGCUAGAAAAGCCCAACCCUGAAAAAAAUGCUUGGGAACACAACAGCCUCAUAAUUCAGAGUCCAGCAUGUUCUUUGGAGGCCAGCCUGGAAGUGACUGAUUUAUUGCUUACAUCUUUGGACAAUCCAGUAAAAUAUGUUGAGGACAAUAUGGAACAAAAGGAAACAGACAGAAUUAUUUGUUCUACUAACAUUCUUCACAAAGCUGAUCAGACACUCCGAAGGACUGUCUCCGAGACAAUGAAGGAAGCAAAAGACGAACAGAUACUGCCUAGUGACUUGAAGCGUCUAGCAGAAGAACUGAACAAGCUCAAAGCAGAGUUUUUGGAAGAUAUAAGACAAGGAAACAAAAAAUAUCUGUGCUUUCAACAAACCAUUAACAUAUCCGAUGUUCUUUCCUCUUUUUGUAAUGAGAAAGAUAAUAUUGUACAGAAGUAUUUUUCAAAGCAACAAUAAAGUUUCCAAUCAAAUGUC